AUGGUCUGUGGUGAUUCUGGUGGUUUGGCUGGGUCUGUGGUGGUUAUAGUUCUAGGUGAAGAAGAAGAAGCUGGUUAUUGUCGGACUCGCAGGGGGGAAAAAUACUUGAGAUGCGCAUUUUGUGAUCAAAGAUGCAGUGGAGGAAUUUCUAGACUUAAGCAUCAUUUGGGUCAAACUCAUCAUGGAGGAGGGGCUCAGAGUAUGGAAACUUCAUUGGAUGAAGAAUAUGGAAUCCCUGAUACUAGGAGUGCUGCAGUUGAUGAGGCUCUUGGACCACAACCUAAAUCAAAAGGACCAAUGGAUAGAUUUGUCACUUUAGAAGCUCGGCAAAGUACUUGGUUUUUAAAAUCUAUUGAUGCAUCUGAUUCCAUAAAAAAUGGAACGUUACUGUUCAAAUAUUUAGAUGAUGUUGUCAAAGAAGUUGGGGAGGAGCAUGUGAUUCAAGUAAUAACAGAUAAUGCUUCUAAUUAUAAGAAUGUUGGAGUGAAACUUAUGGAGAAGAGGAAGAAGUUAUGGUGGACUCCUUGUGCUGCCCACUGCAUUGAUUUGAUGUUAGAAGAUAUUAGCAAAAUGAAAGUUUUUGAAGAUACAAUUAGACUAGCCAAGCAAGUAGUGAAGUUUAUUUAUGGGCAUACAUGGGUUCUUGCUUUGAUGAGAUCUUUCACGAAAAACAAAGAGAUAAUUCGCCCUGCAAUCACACGGUUUGUCACUUCUUAUCUUACUCUUCAAAGCAUCUAUAAGCAAAAGCAACCUCUUCAGGCUAUGUUUUCUUCUAGAGAAUGGCACAAUGGACCAUUUGUCCAACAUAAUGAAAGUAUUAGGGCUCGCUCAACUAUACUAUAUGAUGUUAAUUUUUGGUCUCAUGUUGCUUUUUGCAUCAAAAGUGUUACUCUAUUAGUAUCUGUUUUGAGAGAAGUUGAUUCAGAGGAGAGACCCGCUAUGGGAUUUAUUUAUGAGUUAAUGGAUGUUGCAAAAGAGAAGAUUGCUUUUAAUUGUGGAAAAGUUGAAAGAAGGUAUAAACCAAUUUGGAGAAGAAUAGACGAAAGAUGGGGCCCACAACUUCAUCAACCUUUACAUGCUGCUGGUUAUUAUUUGAACCCUCAAUUGCGUUAUGAAGAAACCUUUUCUAAUGCUGAAGAAGUGAGGAAGGGAUUGGAAGAUUGUAUGAGUAGGAUGUUGUCUUUUGAGGAUCCAAAUUGGUGGAAGCGUUUUGGAAGGGACACACCUGAGUUGACAAAAUUUGCUAUUCGGGUCCUUAGCCUUACUUGUAGUGCAUCUGGGUGUGAGAGGAAUUGGAGCACAUUUGAGCAGAUUCAUACAAAGAAAAGAAAUAGACUUGAACAUCAAAAGCUCAAUGCUCUAGUAUAUGUGAAGUAUAAUACGCCUAUUGUUGAUCCUAGGACUCAAGAGCAAGGGAAUAUUCAUGUUAGGACUCAAGAGCCUAUUGUCCAUUCUAGAACUCAAGAUCCUAUUAUUGAUGAUGAUCUUAUUCUUGAUGAUGAUGUUCUUCUUUCCUCGUUAACUUCAAAAAAGAGAAAAGAUGGUGAAACCUCAAGUAAGAGGAAAGUCAAAAGCAAGUCCUUAAGAGCGAUGCUUAUGGAUGAAGAUGAUGAGAUAGAUCCUUCAACAUUUGAUAGUGGAAAAUAUCCUUUUCAUAUUGAUACAGUUGAUCAAUAUGAUAGUGAUGCUAGUUUGAAUGAUAUUAGUGUUCAGGAGUGGGAUGAGUGA
Messenger RNA from Prunus avium (sweet cherry), 1728 nucleotides. The record is from RefSeq and is a predicted model, not a curated record. Lineage: Eukaryota; Viridiplantae; Streptophyta; Magnoliopsida; Rosales; Rosaceae.